Molecule: messenger RNA, 1371 nt
Organism: Fusarium graminearum PH-1
Lineage: Eukaryota; Fungi; Ascomycota; Sordariomycetes; Hypocreales; Nectriaceae
Exons: 4
Coding region: 1-1371 (456 amino acids)
Biological process (GO): positive regulation of transcription by RNA polymerase II
Cellular component (GO): nucleus
Molecular function (GO): DNA-binding transcription factor activity, RNA polymerase II-specific; zinc ion binding; transcription cis-regulatory region binding
Source: RefSeq, a predicted model, not a curated record
AUGGAAGCUGCAUCGUAUCACGCUACAGCAUGUAUUGGCUGUCGCAGACGCGGUCGAAAAUGUGACAGGACGCUACCAAAAUGCCUCAGCUGCGAGAAACGAGGUGUGGCCUGUGAAGGCUAUGUCACGAAAUGGCCAGGCGUAGCUGCGCGUGGUAAACUGGCUGGAAGGUCUAUCCCCGUUGCUGAUAGUUCGGUCAUCAUCGCAGGGACUCACUCAAGAGCAAGACAAAGACGACUAAAGCGAGAUACAUCCACGACGCCCUCAAAAUCAUCCACUGUCAACCCUGUCCCCUCUGAUGAGGUUGAUAAAUUCAUUCAAUAUUAUAUCGCGGACCUCAGUACUAUUUUCUUCCUUGGAAAUGGACCGAGCGAAAACCCCAUGUUUCACUAUGUUCUUCCUUUGAUAGACAGCGUGCCUCCAAUCCGCUUUGCUCUCGCUGGAUCUGCAUCGUGCCACAUCGCAGCCAAGACUUCAGACGAACUACUGGAGCAGAAGAGUUUACGGUUGCGCCUUCAUGCAACGCACCUAUUACGAGAGAUGCUCCAGAAGCCGAACACUGCAACAGAUCACACCAUUUUGGCAAGCAUAUUGAUGCUUGCACAGCUUGACAUGUGUUCGGGGGAUUGCGUCGAGUUUCAAACUCACUUGAAAGCUGCUGUUGCUGUGAUACGAAACCCUGGCUAUGCUGGAUCAGCCAACAAACAUUAUUUUGAGCAGCGUCUUACAUGGCUUGAUGUUAUGAGCUCCACUACCUCUCAGAGCCCACCAAAUCUGACAAUUGCAGAAGUCAAGGCAAUAAUCGGUCGCUUCACAAGUAACGGUCAAAGGCAAUGGUGUUACGAUGUGUUUCCGUGCCCAAUUGAUUUGUUUGAGAUCAUCAUCGAGGCUACCUUUCUGUUCAAAACUCCCCAUCUUGACUUGGAGCAAGUGAAGUUGCAGAUCGAAGACUUGGAGAGGAGACUGUUCGAUUGGAAGUGUCCUGCCAUGUCAGGUCCACGAAAACACAUGGUUGAGAUAUGGAGGCUAGGUAUAUUAGCUUACCUCCGUCGACUAUUUCCUCACAUGACUCACCGCGAUGUGGAGGAACCCCUGUCGGAUCAAGUACUGGAUCUGGCAGAGAAUAUUUCUCCGGCAUCAUCAUGGAGUUAUGCGUUGCUGUGGCCCAUCUUCCAAGCCGCUGUCAUAUUAAGUGAUGAUGCUCCGACGGAAAAGGACCAGAUCAGAAGUCGCCUUGAGAUUGCACUUAAGACUAUUGGAUGUCGACAUCAUAGCAAUGCUCUUGAAACAUUGGAGAUUGUUUGGGCACGAAGUCAAGAGUUUGAUCCUUCUACUAUCAGUAUCCCUGGUCGUACAGUUAUGCUAGUGUAG